AGACGUGGCGGGCCGCAGCGAGGGUGCCAUCAUGAUCCCCUGGGUGCUCUUGGCCUGUGCGCUCCCGUGUGCAGCGGACCCUCUGCUUGGCGCCUUCACCCGCAGGGAUAUCCAGAAGGGCGCCCCCCAACUUGUCUGCAGCCUACCUGGCCCCCAGGGCCCCCCAGGCCCCCCAGGAGCCCCAGGGCCCUCAGGAAUGGUGGGAAGGAUGGGCUUUCCCGGCAAAGACGGCCAGGACGGCCAGGACGGGGACCGGGGGGACAGCGGAGAGGAAGGUCCACCUGGCCGGACAGGGAACCGGGGGAAGCCAGGGCCAAAGGGCAAAGCGGGGGCCGUUGGGCGGGCUGGCCCUCGCGGCCCCAAGGGCGUGAGCGGAGCCCCGGGGAAGCACGGCACUCCAGGCCAGAAGGGGCCCAAGGGCAAGAAGGGGGAGCCAGGCCUCCCGGGCCCCUGCAGCUGCAGCGGUGGCCACGCCAAGUCGGCCUUCUCAGUGGCAGUGACCAAGAGCUACCCACGGGAGCGGCUGCCCAUCAAGUUCGACAAGAUCCUGAUGAACGAGGGCGGUCACUACAACGCCUCCAGCGGCAAGUUCGUCUGCAGCGUGCCGGGCAUCUACUUCUUCACCUACGACAUCACGCUGGCCAACAAGCACCUGGCCAUCGGCCUGGUGCACAACGGCCAGUACCGCAUCCGGACCUUCGACGCCAACACGGGCAACCACGACGUGGCCUCAGGCUCCACCAUCCUGGCUCUCAAGCAGGGGGAUGAGGUCUGGCUGCAGAUCUUCUACUCAGAGCAGAACGGGCUCUUCUAUGACCCUUACUGGACUGACAGCCUCUUCACAGGCUUUCUCAUCUACGCCGACCAGGACGACCCCAAUGAAGUGUAGGCAGGCCGCGCUGGGUCUCCAGGGACGACGGAACGCGCUCCUGGACUUGUGCUUACAGAGCAAGGCCCCUGAACUGUCUG
This is a messenger RNA of Pteronotus mesoamericanus, 969 nucleotides long. It is a transcript of the gene C1QTNF2, whose product is annotated as C1q and TNF related 2. The record is from RefSeq and is a predicted model, not a curated record. NCBI's taxonomy places the organism in Eukaryota, Metazoa, Chordata, Mammalia, Chiroptera, Mormoopidae. Gene Ontology annotation, molecular function: protein binding. The transcript is spliced from 3 exons. The coding region runs from base 32 to 889 and encodes 285 amino acids.